UUUUAAGGGGGACUUUUAAUUUGAAAAAAGGAAAAAUAAACUUGCUUGGUCCCCAACCGGAAGUAUCACAUCAGUUUGAGACGGAAGAGGAACCGCGAACCGAUGUGUUCAGCUUGUACGUGAGGAGAACUUUUAAUGUUAUAACAUAUUGCUAUUUUAUACCAUCAUCAAACACCAACUAACUCCUCUACAGUGUUAUCGCGGCUACACAAUUCAACAAGAUGUUCAACAGACAGACGAGCCUGUGGAUGGGUGAUUUGGACCCAUACAUGGAUGAGAACUUCAUCAAGCAGGCCUUUAGUGCUAUGGGAGAAUCGCCGUUUGGAGUCAAGAUCAUCACUCACAGGAUAACAGGUGGUUCUGCAGGAUACUGCUUUGUUGAGCUGGCAGAUGAAGCAAGUGUUGACCGCUGUGUUCAAAGACUCAACGGAAAACUGGUUCCUGGAUCAAAUCCGCCCCGGAAGUUUAAGCUAAACUAUGCCACCUAUGGCAAACGGCCAGAGGCAGGGCCAGAAUUUUCAGUGUUUGUAGGUGAUUUGGCCUCUGAGGUGGACGACUUCCAGCUGCACCAAGUUUUUAAGAAGUACUCAUCCUGCAAAGGAGCCAAAGUUGUCACCGACCAGUAUGGAUACUCCAGAGGCUAUGGCUUUGUCAAGUUUGGUGAGGAGAGUGAGCAGAAGAAGGCGAUUGAGGAGUGCCAGGGAACAAUGCUUGGCGGAAAGCCACUCAGACUCAGUAUUGCUGUUGCAAAGAGUCAGAAGAUGAGCAGCUACCACGGGGGCCAGAGCCAGAAUUACCAUAGCAGCUACAACCAGUCUCAGUCCAGUUACUAUGGCAACCAUAGCGCUGGGGGUCAGGGGGGUUAUUACUCUCAGUGGGGUGGCUAUGACCAAUACAGUGGCUAUAACAACAGUGGCUACAACAGUGGUUACAACAGUGGCUACAACUAUAACUAUGGGCCGUAUGGAUACCCCCCACCGGGCCACAUGAUGCCACCACCUCCCAUGGGGAUGCCACCCAUGUCCACUGACAUGUCAGGAGCUGUAGAGAGUCAUGAAGAAACUGACGACAUAGAGGAGGAUAAUGCAGAAGAGCCCAUCCUUGAAUGCAACGUGGACCAGUGGAACAAAGAUUUUAUGCAAUGCAGUGAGGAGCUCUACAAUGCCAUGAUGAACUGUCAUUGGGAACCCCUGAACUCUGUUGAUUCGCCCAUUCCCUCUCUUUCUUGAUAACUUAUUUUUGUCCCCUCUGAUCCCUCCCUAAUCUUUAAAUAUUUUGUUUUGUAUGAUUUUGUGCUCCCCAGAAUCUUGAUGAUUUAAAGCUACAUUGGCACCUAUAAAGGCCACCUCAGUUCACUGUCUCAGUACUUUUAACAAGCCUGACUAAAGGCUUACAGAUGUACUUUUUCCUCUUCAAAUACUUUUAUAGUUUACCAUGUUGGUAAUAUACAGUUGAUCAAUAAUCAGUGAAGUUACUGUGUAGGCAGUACUGUUUAGUAUGAACACUUCUAUAUACCAGAGCUGUAAGUUUAGGGAUAAAGCUCUGAAGUUGCCUUCUCUGCUGUAUUGUAGGCACAAUGCAGUGCAUUCAGAAAGUAUUCAGACCCCCUCACUUUUUCACAUUUUAUCACAUUUUCUAAUGUUGGAGCCUUAUACCAAAAUAUUUUUUAUGUUAAUUUUCUCUCAUCAGUCUACACUUAAUAGCUUAUAAUGACAAAGUGAAAACAGAAUUUUAGAAAUUAAUGUACAUUUAUUAAAGAAAAAACUGAAACAUCACAUCACUUUUGCUGUAACACUUGAAAUUUAGCUCAUGUUCCUCCCAUUUCUCUUGAUCAUCUUUGAGAUGUUUCUACACCUUGAAUGGAUUCCACCAGUGGUAAGUUCAGUUGAUUGAACCUGAUCUGGAAAGGCACACACCGGCUUCUCUAUAUAAGGUCUUGCAGCUGACAAUACAUACCUGAGCAAAAACAAUUGGGUUCUUGGUCAACUCUGUUACCAAGCUGGUCUCCCCCUGAUUGGUAGCCAGGUUAAGGAAUCCUAGUUGUUCUAACCUUCUUCCAUGUAAGAAUAUUGGAGGCCACAGUGCUCUUGGAAAUCUUAAAUGCAGCAAGUUUUUUGUGGUCAAUUUUUUGUGGUUUUGCCAGUCAAUUAAAUUUACCACAGGUGGACUCCAAUCAAAGUACAGAAACCUCUCAAAGAUGAUGAGGAGAAAUGAGAGGAACCUGAGCUAAAUUUCAGUUGCCAUAGUAAAGAGUCUGAAAACUCAUGUCAAUGUGAUUUUUCAGUUUUUUUUUUUUUAAUAAAUUUGCCAAAAUGUUGGGUGUUGAGUGUAGACUAAUGGGAUAAAUUAUUACUAAAUAUUAUUAAAUAAUAUUUUUUAUUACUUUAGCAUAAGGCUGCAACAUAACAAAUGUGGAAAAAGAGAAGAGGUCUGAAUACUUGCCGAUUGCACUGUAGGUGUGGUAUGGCAAACUGAAUUCUGUGUCAAUAUUUCAACAUAACACAAAACACUGCUGUCAUUCAUUUUUGUCGAUCCUUUUUGAAAUAGUCACCAGCAAAAAUCUAACUGCUCAUUGAACUCUUUAGGAGGAGACUCUCUUCUGGAGGCAAAAAUAAUAUUUCUUUAGUUUAUACAAGGUGUCAGUCUAUCUUGUUUUGUUAAUUUUCUUCAGGUUUUUUUCCUUCAUUUUUUUUUAGAUUUAUUGGAGCGUUAUCUGGGGAGAAGUAUGGAAAAAGUAUGGGAAGAUUGUGAUAAUGAGUUUACCCAACAGUAAUCAACCAUAGAUGUAAUUUAUGACUGUUACAGAAAAGAAGCUUGCUUUUCUGUGUAAUAGAGGAAAGGUACAACUUCCGAAUAUUUCUGAGUGCUGUGAAACUGUAUGUAAUGAUUUUGUGAGGUAGAAUACUGAUUUGCUAGCAGAUUGUAGCAGAUGUCAAGUUUUUAUUCCCUUCUGUCCGAUCAAUGAUGUUUUGAAGGUUUUCUUUCUGUUCUUUCUGUUUCUGAAGAUGUACUAUCACAAAACAAAUUUAGGAGAAAAAAUGUGUUGGGUCUUCUUUCUUUAGAGAAAAAUGAUGAAUGAAGUGUUUCUCUUGAACUGAACUGUAUUAAUAUAUUGGCCUCAGAGUUUUCAGAACCUCUCA
This is a messenger RNA of Lates calcarifer (barramundi perch), 3140 nucleotides long. It is a transcript of the gene trnau1apb, whose product is annotated as tRNA selenocysteine 1 associated protein 1b. The record is from RefSeq and is a predicted model, not a curated record. Gene Ontology annotation, molecular function: RNA binding. Bases 222 to 1229 code for a protein of 335 amino acids. NCBI's taxonomy places the organism in Eukaryota, Metazoa, Chordata, Actinopteri, Centropomidae. The transcript has 9 exons.